Messenger RNA from Ostreobium quekettii, 1020 nucleotides. Lineage: Eukaryota; Viridiplantae; Chlorophyta; Ulvophyceae; Bryopsidales; Ostreobiaceae. The record is from the annotation of a GenBank genome assembly.
AUGGCCAUCACCGGCUUCGUGUAUCCAGUUGCAGUGCAUUGGGGCUGGUCGGCGGAAGGCUGGCUGUCGGCGUUCCGGGUGGGCGACGACGGGAACGCGGACCCGAGCCUUGGGGCCAACGGGCUUAUCGACUUCGCGGGCAGCGGCGUGGUUCACGUGACCGGGGGCGCCGCGGCGCUCAUGGCGGCGUACUUCGUAGGCCCCAGGGCGGGGAGGUUCAACCCGGACGGGACUGUGAACGACAUGCCGGGUCAGGCCACGGUGCUCUCCGUGGCGGGCACCUUCAUCCUGUGGUUCGGCUGGUACGGCUUCAACCCCGUCUCCACUCUCGUCUUCGUGGACAGCAUGGCCGUCGCCACGCGCGUGGCGGUCACCACCACCAUUUCCGCGGCUGCCGGCGGGAUCACCUCGCUGGCGGUGCACGUGCUGAGGCGGCAGCCGCCGGACCUGCCGCCCACGCUCAACGGCAUCCUGGCGGGACUGGUGGGCGUCACGGCCGGCUGCCCGGUGGUGGACUCCCAGGGCGCUUUCGCCAUCGGCAUAAUCUCCGCCUUCGUCUACACGCUGUGGUCGGAGAUGCUCAAAAGGCUCCGCAUCGAUGACCCCCUGGACGCCUCCUCCGUCCACAUGGCCAGUGGCAUCUGGGGCGUCAUCGCCGUCGGCCUGUUCGCCACCGAGUCCAACACCUGCAGUGCUGGCUACGCGUCGUGUGCGGACGACUACGGCGCCUUCUAUGGCGGCGGGGGCAGGCAGCUUGGCGUGCAGCUGGCGGGCGCCUUUGGGCUCUCCCUGUGGAGCCUGGCCAUGUCCACCGCCCUCUUUGGCCUCAUGGCCCUGGCGGGGGUCCUGAGAGUGAGCAAGGCGGACGAGGCCGUGGGACUGGACUUCUCGCACCACGGUGGUGCGGCGUACUUCGGGGAGGGUCAGAUAGCGGCCUCCGUGAAUGCCCUGGCUCAGAAGGUCCUGGAGGAGGGCGGCGGCGGGGCCAAGAAGGAGUGCCUCGCGCCAACGUCUGAGUGA